AGGUCGCGAGCGACAGGCCCCCGGUGGCGGCGAGCGCGGGGUGUGGAGCCCGGGAUGGAAACCGGCCGCUGCGGGGGCGGGGCGGCCCGGGCCUGGCAGGUGGGGCCGGAACCGGGGCCUCGGGAAGGCUGGGGAUUCAGAGAAAAGGCCUGACCAAGUGGGGGACGUGGUGGACCUGGGGAAGGGACCGUGGCUUAAGGACGAGUUAUAAAGUAAAGAUGCUGGCCAAGAAGAGGUGAGAUAGAAAAGAGAUGGUCUAGAGCCCAAGACUUAUUCCUAAUGUAAAUUCUGGCACCAGGAUGGAAGGGGAAUCUUACCACAAUACAACCACUGUCAAUGACACCCCAGUAAAUCACCAGCCUUUGGAACGCCAUGGGUUGUGGGAAGUCAUCACCAUCGCAGCUGUGACUGCUGUGGUAAGCCUGAUCACCAUUGUGGGCAACGUCUUAGUCAUGAUCUCCUUCAAAGUCAACAGUCAGCUGAAGACAGUGAACAACUAUUACCUGCUCAGCUUAGCCUGUGCAGAUCUCAUCAUUGGGAUCUUCUCCAUGAACCUCUACACUACCUACAUCCUCAUGGGACGCUGGGUACUCGGGAGUCUGGCUUGUGACCUCUGGCUUGCUCUGGACUAUGUGGCUAGCAAUGCUUCCGUCAUGAACCUUCUGGUGAUCAGUUUUGACCGUUACUUUUCUAUCACAAGACCCCUGACAUAUCGGGCCAAGCGUACCCCGAAAAGGGCUGGCAUCAUGAUUGGCCUGGCCUGGCUAAUCUCCUUCAUCCUUUGGGCCCCGGCGAUCCUCUGCUGGCAGUACCUGGUUGGGGAGCGGACAGUGCCACCAGAUGAGUGCCAGAUCCAGUUCCUCUCUGAGCCCACCAUCACUUUCGGCACCGCCAUCGCUGCCUUCUACAUCCCUGUUUCUGUCAUGACGAUCCUUUACUGCAGAAUCUACCGGGAAACGGAGAAGCGAACCAAGGACCUAGCUGACCUCCAGGGCUCUGACUCCAUGGCUGAAGCUGAGUCAGGAAAGCCAGCUCAUAAGGCUCUGCUGAGGUCCUGCUUUAGCUGCCCGCGACCCACGCUGGCCCAGAGGGAAAGGAGCCAAGCCUCCUGGUCAUCCUCCCGCAGGAGCACCUCCACCCCGGGGAAGCCAUCCCAAGCCACGGGUCCAAGCCCCGAGUGGGCCAAAGCCGAGCAGCUCACGACCUGCAGCAGCUACCCUUCCUCUGAGGAUGAGGACAAGCCCACCACGGACCCUGUCUUCCAAGUAGUCUACAAGAGUCAGGCCCAGGAAAGUCCAAGAGAGGAAUUCAGUGCUGAAGAGACCAAGGAAGCAUUAGUGAAAGCUCACACUGAAAAAAAGGACUAUGACACCCAAAAAUACUUCUUGUCCCCGGGUGCUGCUCAUAGACCCAGGAGUCAGAAAUGUGUGGCCUACAAGUUCCGAUUGGUGGUAAAAGCUGACGGGACCCAGGAGACCAACAAUGGCUGUCACAAGGUGAAAAUCAUGCCCUGCUCCUUCCCAGUGUCCAAGGACCCUUCAGCGAAAGCCCUGGAUCCCAACCUCAGCCACCAAAUGACCAAACGAAAGAGAAUGGUUCUUGUCAAGGAGAGGAAAGCAGCCCAGACCUUGAGUGCCAUCCUCCUGGCCUUCAUCAUCACCUGGACCCCUUAUAACAUCAUGGUCCUGGUUUCCACCUUCUGUGACAAGUGUGUCCCAGUCACCCUCUGGCACCUGGGCUACUGGCUGUGCUAUGUCAACAGCACUGUCAACCCCAUUUGCUACGCCCUCUGCAACAGAACCUUCAGGAAGACCUUUAAGAUGCUGCUUCUCUGCCGCUGGAAGAAGAAGAAAGUAGAAGAGAAGUCAUACUGGCAGGGAAACAGCAAACUCUCCUGAAAAGUAACAGCUCCUCUCAAAAGCGUGACCGUGGCCAAUUUCCUCCGAAGAAGGGUGAGCUGAUCCUGGCUUAUUUGUUUUCAAAACAGACAUGUAUCAUUUUGAGCACCUAAGGACUUUGUAAAGGCUUGAGAUCUGUCACCAAAAGGGAGGAUUCACAGCUGCCACAAGUGCUGCCAUAUUGAAAGAUUCUUGUCCAUCACCAAGGUCACCUGAUGCCACUGGAGUUUGCUGUGGACGUAAAGAGACACAUUUGUGUCUCUUCACAGGGGGGAGGAAUGCUGGCCCACAAUGAACAGUGACUUCCGGAACUUUGGUUCCCUAACCUUGGCAGAGAGGCAGGGACUGGGUGGAAACCUUCCCUGUAGAAACCUGUAUUGAGGUUGUGUGCAAUAUGUGUGUGUCUAUGGGGUUGUCUCCUAUCAGUGAGAACUGGGAGACUGUAAGUCAGUGUCACCUGUUAAGAAGAGUGAUAUUCAACAGGCUUCUAAGACUAUUUCUUUAUAAACUGAUCAGUAUCGUGCAGCUGUUAUGUGUUCUGUACUGUGGUAUGUUUUUCUGUCCCUACAUCUGAGUGAAGCUUUCACAACCGAUGCCAAUUCCUCGUACCCACUGCUGGUCCCCAUGGAACCAUCCUUCCCCUCAGAAUCCUGGGUCCGGAGGGACACGGAAGCCCGAUCCCACCCAAUCCUACAGAGGGGCCUCUACUCUGCUAAUAAAGAUCAAGCCUCCACCACUG
Suricata suricatta (meerkat) is the source of this 2637-nucleotide messenger RNA. RefSeq names its product cholinergic receptor muscarinic 5 (gene CHRM5). Bases 300 to 1898 code for a protein of 532 amino acids. Gene Ontology annotation, cellular component: synapse; dendrite; plasma membrane. Gene Ontology annotation, molecular function: G protein-coupled serotonin receptor activity; G protein-coupled acetylcholine receptor activity. Gene Ontology annotation, biological process: chemical synaptic transmission; gastric acid secretion; G protein-coupled receptor signaling pathway, coupled to cyclic nucleotide second messenger. The record is from RefSeq and is a predicted model, not a curated record. The transcript is spliced from 2 exons. Lineage: Eukaryota; Metazoa; Chordata; Mammalia; Carnivora; Herpestidae.